AUGUUCGAAGAGAGUGGAAUACUGCUUGCGAAAAACAAGAGUACCGGCCAGCUGGUGAAGCUUAGUCCAACAGAGCGAGAGGAAGGCCGACAUGCCAUCCAUAGGAAUGAGAUCACAUUUGAUCAAUGGUUAAAGAGGGUAGAUGCAGACUCUGAGGCAGACACUGGAUUAAGCAGCGAAGAAUUCCAAGCGCCUACUUCCGAUGGCGGGUUGGAAAUCACCGAAGCGCAGUUCCUCCCAGCAUCGGAGUGGCUACGACGUGCGAAGAUGGACGAGAUAAUCAUGUUCCCUCCCCAGGUGCUAUUACUGAGCUUCGUCGCGCAGUUUCUCGAAAGAGCAGGUGAAAGGACACCGAUACCGGCAGCAGAGUCAUACAAACGACGAGAAGAGCUGAUCAAGUUUAUUCACUCGGGUAACCCUGCAUGGUCUCAUAAAUUCAUUUCCCCACGGCCGUUGGGUAGCAUGCCUGAUGGCAGGUUGAUUAUGGAUUUAAACUACCCGGGUCAGGAACUGGAAGGAACUGGCAAAAGAGGGGAUCCAGAAAGGGUUAUCCUGGUGAAGUUCAAAAAAGAAGGGCCCAGAGGAGUAGAAGUACGAUGGCUCAGCGAGGUUAAACCUCAUCUGCAAGACCAUAAUAGCUCGCUCUAG
Trichophyton benhamiae CBS 112371 is the source of this 648-nucleotide messenger RNA. Its product is annotated as NUDIX family hydrolase, putative. NCBI's taxonomy places the organism in Eukaryota, Fungi, Ascomycota, Eurotiomycetes, Onygenales, Arthrodermataceae. Gene Ontology annotation, molecular function: hydrolase activity, acting on acid anhydrides, in phosphorus-containing anhydrides. The coding region runs from base 1 to 648 and encodes 215 amino acids. The record is from RefSeq and is a predicted model, not a curated record. Gene Ontology annotation, cellular component: mitochondrion. The transcript has 2 exons.